Heterotrigona itama is the source of this 2238-nucleotide messenger RNA. The record is from the annotation of a GenBank genome assembly. NCBI's taxonomy places the organism in Eukaryota, Metazoa, Arthropoda, Insecta, Hymenoptera, Apidae.
AUGAACGGGGGUGGGGCGCCGGUACAUCGAAUAGAAUCCAGACAAGGGUUGACUUUUUCUUUCUUUCGUUCUAUAGAAAGAAUACUCUACUGCGACUUGUCGUUCCCAGUAUGUCAGCACUGUUCUUAUUUCUCCCUUAUUUGUCACAGAAUUUCAUCGCCGUUAACAUUUCCUUCUUCGACAGAGUUAUUGGGCACAGGCCGCGUACCGAACCGAUACACGAUACGUCGUUCGCGUCACAUGUACAUUAUGCUUUCUUGAGUUUCACGAGGAGCUUCUUAUUGACCAAACGGCUUCGUAAGCCGUCCGAUCGGUAUCCGAUACUCAUCGAGAACGAACGUAAAGUUAUCAACGAGUCAUCUGGCGGAGAAAGCACAAUUGCCAUUUCAAAUGCAAAGCUCAGUACAGUCUCCAAAUAUACAAAGUAAAAAGAGGAAACUAUCAUCAUCUUCUGUGGAAUGUAAAAGUCCAAAAACAAUUAAAAUUUUGAAAAAUUUGAGUAAAGAUAAUGCAAAUAAUGAACCAGAUGACACAGAUGUUGAUACAGAAAAUAAAGAUAUUGCUCAAAUAGAAAUAAUAAAGGACACUGAAAAUGCAAAAGAAAAUGCGUCUAAUGAGAGAAAAUCUGAGAAUAAAAGCAAAACGCCAAAACGAAUUUCAACUGGACAGAAAAAAUUGGAGAAAUUAAAAUUAAGUCCUUUAACAAAGUUUCUUCAAAAGACUGAUAAACAAAAAGAUAGCUCAAAGGAGGAAUCUGUUCCUGAUAAACAAAAAGAUAGCUCAAAGGAGGAGGAGGAAAUUUCUUUGCAAGAAGAAAAGGAUGACAUAGUUGAAGAGAUUGAGGAUAACUCUAACAAAGUAAUUGAAAUUGAUGUAAAUAGGCCAGAGAUGCCAAAUAGUUUAAACGAUACAGCGGAAGAUUCAUCUUCAACUGUUAAUAAUUCUUUAUCUCGAUCUGAUUCCGACCUUAUAAUGUUAUCGUCGGAUUCUGAGAAUAAGGAAAAAACAGAGUCAAUUACUAGUACACCAAGAACUGCCAAUAUUCCUGGGAUGAACAAAGCAAAACAGAAAAAAUUAACACAUAAACACAAAGAAAAGAAAUUAUUAAUUGCUAAGAAAAGGGAAGAAAAUAAACUAUUAAAAAUGGAGAAGAGGAAAAAAUUGGAAGAGGAACGACAAAAUCGAAAGAAAGAAAAAGAAGAAAAACGAAAACAAAAAGAGGAGAAGGAAAGAAUUGAAAGAGAACAGAAACUGAUGGAAAAGAAAAUAAAAGAACAAAAGAAACAAAUGGAAAUUGAACAAAAACAAAAAGAAAAACAAGUAAAGGAAGAAGAACGUCGAAGAAAGGAGGAAGAAAAAAGGAAAAAAGAAGAAGAAAGACUGGAAGUAGAGCGCAAGAAACAGAAGGCAGCGACGACUUUUACCAGUUUUUUCGUCGCUAAGAAACAAGAAAAAUCUGUCGAAAACGAAAAUACGAGUGAAAUGAAGAAUUUCAUGCCUUUUGAAGUAAAAGGAGACAUGAAGAUAGCUCCAGUUUGUAGGAGACUCUUGACUGAACAAGAGAAAUUAUUAUUAGAUGAAAAAUAUAAUGAAGGAAGUAUGCAAGUGAUAGAUUUGUAUCUUAAUGAGCUCAAGGACAAAAAAGUCGUUCCACGUAAAUCAUUGAAAACUUGGCCGCUCGAAACAAAAGAUGACGUGAUUUUGUUAGAAGAAGACAACGAUUGCAGCUCGAACAUUGUGAACCAAAAUGUUAUUGUAGAGAAGCAGCGAGCUAAAUUAUUACAAUUUUCUGAAAAUCAACGACCUCCUUAUUGGGGAACAUGGAGAAAACAUAGUAAAAUUAUCAAUCCUCGGAGACCGUUCUUCAAAGAUAAGGUAAGUCUAUAUUCAGUUACAUUUACGGCGGUAUUUAAGUACAUGUUUGGUACAUAUAGUAAUGCAUUUCGUGUUAAUCAAGAAUUUGAGGUUUUUCACAGCCUAGUUCUAAAUAGCAUUAUAUUGUACAACUAUUUCAAUUUGCUUAAAAUCACUAAAUUUCCGCUGGUAGAAUUGAAUUUAUCUUUCCUCCGCGUAGCCCUCUUCCUCCAUGAAAUAAUGGAUACGUGUUCUUUCUGUGUACUUUACGAUGCUUGGCCAAGUGAUCACUUCGCGCGAACCUUUUUGAGCACAUUUCGCAAGGAUAAGGCUUUAUGCCAGAGUGCGAUCGUCUAUGCCUGGCCAGUUCAUCAGAUCGACUAA